GAUGCCAUCUGUCAAUGUCAGUUUGAUUUGGAAUAGUUCAAAAUUGACAAAUUGACUAGAAUCAGAGAGAUUUCUUUAGGUUAAGUUCUAGAAUUUUCUGGAGUAUAUAAAGUCACAAUUUCACGAGGAAGAAUAUACGAUUUGUUCAUUUUCUGUGCAACACUAUUAGGAGCAUUUAUUAAACUUACAGCAAUAUGGCCAAAUGGGGAGAAGGUGAUCCAAGAUGGAUUGUAGAGGAGCGCCCAGAUGCUACGAACGUCAACAACUGGCAUUGGACCGAGAAAAAUGCUAGUUCUUGGUCUCAAGACCGCAUUAAGGAACUGUUUAGAGAUGUCAAAAUAAAAGCAGAUGACGCAGAUAUUACAAUAAAUGAAGUUGAAAAAAUGGAAGGUGAAGCAUCUGCAAACAAUAGAAAAGGAAAAUUAAUAUUUUUUUAUGAGUGGGAUAUAAUUCUCAACUGGAGUGGAAAACUCAGGGACGGUACAGGACGAGAUAUUACUGGUAAAAUCCAAGUGCCCAAUUUGUCUGAAGAAAAUGAGGUUUCAGAGUUGGAUAUUCAAAUUUCCGUGAAAGAUGAAGAUGAUGAAGGUACAAAACUCAAAGAAAUUAUGCUAAAGGUAGGAAAGGAUUUUGUUCGUUCUCAAUUGUCUAAGUAUAUUUCUGGACUCAAAGAGGAAUUUUCAAAAGGUAUGAUUUUACCUAAAAAAGACCAGAUCAAACCAGACUCUGUUAAAAAUCUAACUAGUGGAUUUAACAAAAAAAUCAAUAUGGAACCAGUUGUUAAUAAUGAAAAUCAAAGGAUAGGUCUGAAAAUUGAUACUAGGACCAUAAAAGAGUCGCACAAAUUUCAGUGUACUGCACAGGAGUUUUAUGAUUCUCUUACUAGAAUUGAAAUGGUUACCGCAUUCACAAGAGGUCAUGUUAAAUUGGAUCCUGUGAAAGGGGGUAAAUUUGAGUUGUUUGGAGGUAAUAUUUAUGGAAAAUUUGAAGAGUUAGUGCCUGCAAAGAAGAUUAUUCAGCAGUGGAGGUAUAAGCAAUGGCCUGAAGGACACUUUUCAACAGUAACUAUUGAGAUAGAUCAGAAGAAUGAUCAUACUGAAGUUACUUUGGAACAGACAGGUGUACCUAGUGCCGAAUUGGAAGUUACCAAAGGCAAUUGGCAGCGCUACUAUUGGGAUUCCAUGAAACAAACAUUUGGAUUCGGUGUGUUCUUCACGUAGAUAAUUUUUUUAAUGACUCUAAAGUGAACAGCCUAUUGAACAGGAAGCAAAGAAAUUUUUGUGUGUAGAAUUUGAUGAUUCUUAGUUAGAAUUUCGUCAUCCAAACAUUCUUUUCUCAAAGCUUUUUGUAUUGGAAACUCUUUUUCCUCGUCCGAAGUGUUUAAAAAACAGGCUACAAUUGUUAUUUCCUGUUUCAAAAUAUUCAUCGAAAUAGUAUGAGCACAGAAGUAAUAAUUUUCAUGAACAAGGGUUUUUUGCCUUUUUUAUAGUGCAAAUAUUCAUAGAUAAUUCGAACACAAUUAGUUUUGUUUUUAUUGUAUUUUGACAGUUUGACAAAUAUUUGGAGAAUAAUGUACUUUUCUUUUAAUUUUUUUGCGUACAGUCAUGGGACGAUAAAAAUUUAUUCACCUGCACACUAUUGCAUGUCAGUAUAAGGUAUAGAAUGUUGAUUGAACAAUAGAAAAAUUACUUUUUUUGAAUAGCAAUUGAAUAGUGUAUAUCUCCAAAAGUAUGAUUAUUUGAUUUUUUCCAUAUAAGAUGGUCAUCAUUUCAAAUCAAAUAAUAUUCCUUCUGUGACUGGUGGCCCCAUCUGAUUCUGCGAACUGACCUUAUUUUACCCUCUGUCCGAAACAUUUUCCGGAUGCUCCUUUGAGCAGAAACACAUGUAUGAUUCUCUAUCAUAAACAUGUAAUGUUUCUCGAGAAUAAAGCAUCACUAUCAAUAUUCUGAAAAUUAUAAAAAACUUACAUUUUAGUGAAACUUUACAACUUAGGCUCUUCCCAAUUAGGCAUUCCAGAUAUGUGUCAAAUUCAAAAAGGCGUCUCAUGGCACACAUAGAUUGUUGAUUUUUUUAACAUUUCUGAUUUUCAGUUUUCAUUUUCACAUAGAAUAUUCGUGUUUUUUCAGGAUUCAGCAAUGAUAUUAUUGAAGAUGCUGAAUCAUUUUUCUUACAACUUUCAACACAAAUUCAAUGAUAAACUAGUUUUUAUAGUAAGUACCGUUUCGAAAUAAAAAAACAGUAAGGAAACAUUCUUCUAAAAACAUUUAUUCGUGUGAAAGCUCCAGCUUCACUCUAUUUUCUAACAUCCCCAUUAUCAUUAGGGCAUUUAUCGUAUCAUAUGACCAACUUUUGUAAGCCAUCCUCAAUAAAGAUUACCGCCUAAUUCAGUAACUACUGCAGCACGCUUGUUUUGACUUUGUUGUCAUCAUUGUUGAGCUGCCUAGACAGAUGCGCCUUCAAAUGCAGGAAGAAAUUUUGUACACUCGGCGCUAGACUAAGACUUUAGAGGUGGUCCAAAUAUUCCCAGCCAAAUGACAGGAGGUCGACCACUUCAUUUCUCAUCGUGAAUGUUUGUACAGCCUUCUCUAAAGGCCCUAACCCAUUUAUGUUCCAAUUUCAUCACUCAUGUUUUCACCAUAAACUCCACAGAUUUGGCGAUGAGUUUUAGCUGCUUCAGCCUUUAUCUCUCGAAAAACGAAUAACACACACUUCAGUCAGCAGGAUUCUCAAUCAGCGGCAGCAUUUUCAAAGAUUUACAAAUAAAUCAGAGUCGACUGGUCAAGUAAUAGCACAGUAUAGUGUUCUAGUGUGGUAAUAGCGUCUGCAAUGUCCUUGUCGAAAUCCACAAAUCCACACUACAUGAAAGUAGAAGUUGUAAAAGAAAACAGAAAAGUACGUUUUCCCCAAUAUAUUGUUUUUUAACAAUAGUUUCUUCAUAUAAUCACUAUGCAUUAGUAAAUGAGUAUGGGCAAUCAACAAGCAUUUGUUGAUUGCCCAUAUUCUUAUAAAUAAAGCAGUUGUGUGUCCUACAGUUGUCUUGGUCACCUAAUUUGGAAUUCCUAAUGAUUAAAAUAGGUUUAAUCAAAAAGAAAUAUGAAAAGGGUAAAUAUAAUACAGUCUUACCAAAAGGAAUAAAAUUUUCACUUGAUUAUACCAUCCAUUAUGUAUCAGAAUAAUAUAAUGUAUUAUUUGUAUAAAAUCACACCUAAUGAGGUUUCGAUAAGUAAUUAACUCAAAUAUUUCAUAUUAAGUGUCAUUGCAACGACAGGCACCUGACUGAAACACUUAAGGGGAGACAACUAAGUACAAAUAUAAAUGUAGCAGUCAUAAUAACCAAUAUUUUUUGUAUUCCUUGUCAGAGAGUUAAGUUUAUAUAUAUUCUCUCCACAGUUAUCAGUUCGUUUACAAGAAACAUUUGUUGAAACUUGGGCUGCAUGACUGACACAUAUUUGAAAACUUUGAUAUUCAGUUAGGCCACUUUGUUAUUUCAGUGUGAAUUCAGAGAUGUUUUGUACUGUGACUUGGACCUUUAAAAGCUGGUUGACUGAUGAUAUUUAUUGAUCUUCAAACUAAAUACCCAGUUGAUGACGUUCGAUACACUGCAAAAAACAUUAUCUGUGACUAGUACUCAAAGAGUAGAAUUCAACUUCCAGGUAGCAGAUUUGGAUUGCUGAAUGUAUUAAAAGAUGGUCGAUAGUUUUGGAAUGUAACAUGAUUCUAGCUUGAUUUUUGAAGAAGCAGUUACACAUUUGUCUUUUGAUGUAUCAUGCUGCUUGUGUUCUAUAAAAUUUACCUUGAUCACCCCAAUGUUGUAGAUAUUUUUACUACAAGCACCUAAGCUUGUAUAGGAAAUCGAACUCUUUGUAUUUAAUAUUUUAGGUUAUUUAUUUUUCUCAAAUUAAGUGAUGAAAAUUUUUAUUAAAAACAGAAUAGCUUUCAAUUGUAUUUGUGAUUUAUAUUUGAAUAAAAAAGUUGAACCUGU
Leptinotarsa decemlineata (Colorado potato beetle) is the source of this 3982-nucleotide messenger RNA. Its product is annotated as activator of 90 kDa heat shock protein ATPase homolog 1. Gene Ontology annotation, molecular function: ATPase activator activity; protein-folding chaperone binding. NCBI's taxonomy places the organism in Eukaryota, Metazoa, Arthropoda, Insecta, Coleoptera, Chrysomelidae. Gene Ontology annotation, biological process: positive regulation of ATP-dependent activity; protein folding. The record is from RefSeq and is a predicted model, not a curated record. Gene Ontology annotation, cellular component: cytosol.